Molecule: messenger RNA, 2255 nt
Organism: Oncorhynchus nerka (sockeye salmon)
Lineage: Eukaryota; Metazoa; Chordata; Actinopteri; Salmoniformes; Salmonidae
Product: claudin-8-like
Exons: 2
Coding region: 438-1610 (390 amino acids)
Biological process (GO): cell adhesion; bicellular tight junction assembly
Cellular component (GO): bicellular tight junction; plasma membrane
Molecular function (GO): structural molecule activity
Source: RefSeq, a predicted model, not a curated record
CCAACACCUAGCGCUAUUGUCUGUCUCAUACUUCACCAUCAAAGCUGAGAAAAGGAAAGGUCACCUCUCUGCCUCGGAUACUACUCCAACCGUACAGGAUUUUCAUUUGUUUUGGGACAUUGUAUGGGGACAUGGACUCAUCUCCAACUUAGACCAUUUCUGAGGUCUGAAAACAUCAGAGAAAAGUACAUUUGGUAGUCAACUGUCACUAAGGUUUCUUUGUCAGGAGGACUCUGAGAUUUGGGAAUCAACUAUCACUAAGGUUUCUUUGUCAGGAGGACUCUGAGAUUUGGGAGUCAACUAUCACUAAGCUUUCUUUGUCAGGAGGACUCUGAGAUUUGGGAAACAACUAUCACUAAGGUUUCUUUGUCAGGAGGACUCUGAGAGUUCGUUUGGACCCUGCUUGUUUCUCUGGACCCUUAACAACGGACGACGUGAUGUUCCAGGGCGUGUCUGAGAUCGCGGCGCUGUGCGCGGGACUGGUGGGUCUGAUCGGAGCAGCCGCCGUCACCGGGAUGCCCAUGUGGAAGGUUACGGCCUUCAUCGGAGAGAACAUCAUCGUCAUGGAGACGCGCUGGGAGGGCCUGUGGAUGAACUGCUAUAGACAGGCCAACAUCAGGAUGCAGUGUAAAGUGUACGACUCUCUGCUGUAUCUCCCCGCAGACCUGCAGGCUGCCAGGGGCUUGAUGUGCUGCUCUCUGGCUCUCUCAGGGAUGGGUCUACUGGGGGCUCUGGCAGGGAUGCGUUGUACCUCCUGCAUCCAGGACAACGACCGCGUUAAGAGCCUCAUCCUCAUGGUGGCUGGAGGCAUGCAGUUACUGGCCUCUAUCUGUGUGUUCAUCCCAGUCUCCUGGACGGCUCACGCCAUAAUCCGUGACUUCUAUAACCCUUUGCUGAUCGACGCCCAGCGCAGGGAGUUGGGAGAGGCUCUCUACAUCGGUUGGGUGACCGGAGCCUUCCUCCUGACCUCUGGGCUUCUCUUCCUCUGUCGCCGCGUCCACUCGAACAAAGCCUCGUUCGAUAUCUAUCACCCAGCCAACAGGAUCAACAAACCCACUCUGAUGCACUACCAUCCCAUCUCCAGCAUUCUUAGCGUGAGGGCUCACCGCCAGCCCGGUCUGAACCACCAACAAAGUCACAGCUUCGAUGCAUACCAACACCACCAAGCUCCGAUUCUUCAUAACAACGUUCCUUAUGGACAACAAGGGGUCGUCAUGAACCCUCCUGCUGCUGUGUAUGACUCCAGCUCGGUGGAGAACGUUGGGCCGUUGGUCUAUCACCGUGGCAACGUACGUCACGUUGACGGACACCAUCCCUCCACCUCUAACAGCUCCAACUAUGUCAGCAGCCUGUCCACUCUUGGUGACUCCCUAUACAUCAGCCAACAGACUCCGUACUCCUACAACCACCUGACCGCUCCGUAUACCACAUAUACCGGUAGUCAACAGACAAAUCCGUACUCCUACAGUCAUCCGGGAAACCUGUCCGUUUCACACAACUCCAGUUUUCAAGCCGUACCUCAGAAUCCUGUUUUUAUCGGGUAUAAGGGCUCCAGAGUUCAACCAUCGCAGUCUCACCACAGUGGAAGCAGUGUUGGUGUGUACAUCUGAAUAGACUGCAAAGAGACCAGUCAUCGUCUGAUACUCACUGUACCUUAACAAAUGUAUCUCCUGUAUAUGGUUAUUAGAAUCACAUAGUAUAUUUUUUAAAAUUUUAUUUAAAGUUAAAUGUCUGUUUUGGUAUUCUGGUAAAACUGUAAUGUGUUCAGUGUUUGGGACAGUUAUAGCUGUGUAGAGUGUUCAGUGUUUGGGACAGUUAUAGCUGUGUAGAGUGUUCAGUGUUUGGGACAGUUAUAGCUGUGUAGAGUGUUCAGUGUUUGGGACAGUUAUAGCUGUGUAGAGUGUUCAGUGUUUGGGACAGUUAUAGCUGUGUAGAGUGCUCAGUGUUUGGGAUGUAUAAACAUACAUUUAAAAGUGAACAAAUCUGAGUCAAAGUGUCAUUUCCUUACUGUGGAAUUGCCCUUGACAUUUUAGCUACAUAAACUGUAUUUUUUCUCUGGUCAGACCAAGAAUACAUUGAACUCUUUAGGUUGUAUUAGUCAGGAAAUGGAUUACGUCUAAGGCACAUGAUUGGGAGUCCCCAUAGGGCGGCGUACAAUUGGCCCAGCGUCGUCCGGGUUUGCCCGAUGUAGGCUGUCAUUAUAAAAAUACAAAUAAAUGUUCUUAACUGACUUGCCUAGUUAAAACAUACCGUUC